Messenger RNA from Tetranychus urticae (two-spotted spider mite), 3098 nucleotides. RefSeq names its product Conserved oligomeric Golgi complex subunit 5 four way stop (gene fws). The record is from RefSeq and is a predicted model, not a curated record. Gene Ontology annotation, cellular component: COG complex. Gene Ontology annotation, biological process: intra-Golgi vesicle-mediated transport. NCBI's taxonomy places the organism in Eukaryota, Metazoa, Arthropoda, Arachnida, Trombidiformes, Tetranychidae.
UAAUCCAUCAAUGAUGAUCCUUACACCGGUUGUUUACAUCUGUUUACUGAAACAAUAUUUUGUUUACUUCGAUUUUUCGCCUAAUUUCUGGCCUAAACCUUUAUCAUUCAUCUCAAAUAAUUAUAAUCAAAUUGUUUAGUUUAUUACUAAAACUAUUUAUCACAAAAGUUGCCGCAAAAUAAACAAAUACUGAUUACAAAUAGUAACCAAGCUACUGUUCCCUACCAAUAUUUUUUUUAACCUGAAAAAUUAUUGACGUUCUCAAUCAAUCAAAUUUCACUUGCAUUCGAUUUAAUUCUAAAUGUUUAUCAAUGGAUUUUCCUGCAUUUCAUCUACCUUACCCGUUAAUCUUUCCUCUCUAAUAAUCUUCACUGCUAGAUCCAUAUCAAGUGUAAAGUAUAAAGUGCAGCUGUGAAUAUCUUGGUAAACAAAAGACAGAUUUCAAUAAAGAGUAAGAUUGUACUCUACUCUUUAGAUUUCAAUUUCAAUUAAAUGCGACAGUUUACCAUUUUUUAAAGUAAAUAUCGAUUUAUCUUUAAGACUGAAGUGUUAAGUCCACUGUGAUUAAAAUGAGCUCAUCAAUUAACAACACUCUUGAAGUUUUCAGUUCUGGACAACUUCUUUCAUCAUUAUUAACAGAUGUUGAAUCCUCUGAAUCUGCAUCUAUAGACGACUUGCUUUCUCAACUUAGUCCACGUGAAACUGUCCAAAAACUUGAACAAGCUCGAUUGUUGAUAGAAGAAAACCUUCAAAAUUUGGUUUAUCGUGAUUUCGAUGAAUUAUUAGAUGAAACCAGUAAAGUGGAAAUUCUUGAGUCCCAUCUAACUGUUAUCCAUGGCAAAAUUGAAGCUCUCAUGGAAACCCUUGAAAAACUGCGAUCACGUCUAACUGAACCUUACAACCGAGUAGCACAUCGAAUAGCUCUUCUCAAUCGCCUUCAUGCUACAUGUGAUCUUCUUCGUCGUAUCGUUCGUUUCAUGCAUCUCAGCCGUCGUUUGAAUCAAACUGAUUUCAAAGGAGCCGAUCAAUCCACCAUUAACAGAGAGGUUAUCAAAGCAGCUCAAUUUGUCCACGAACUCAACAGCCUUAUUUCUCAAGAUGACAGUCUUUUAAAGAUCGAUAUAAUCAAAAGUGAUCUUAUCCACUUAGGGGAUAAACAAAAUGAUAUUCUUGAAAUCGCUAACACAUGUUUCACAAAUGGUUUUUCAAAACAAGAUUCAAGUCAAGUUGGUGUCGCACUCCAUGUCUAUUAUUUUUUUAACAUUCUUGAUGAAAAGGUUGAUUUAUUUUUGCAAAAUAAAGAGCAAAAUAUCAUUACUACAGCUAGAGAUGUCUUUGACAUGUCAAGUUAUAAUCAAGCUCGAUCAACGGGACCAGGUAGUGCAGUUGUACCCAUGACACUGGCACAAUCCGCUAAUUUCAAGACCAAACUAUGGAAUAAUAUUGAAAAUCUUAUGGAGCAAAUUUUUAUUGCCUUUUCUCAAGCUGAAAUGCUGUUCAAAAUAUUGAAAAAGAAGCGCGAUCCUCUUAACCAAUCAAGUCUACUCGAGAGUACAUCUAAACCAAAUGGAUUGAUAGAAUUUAUAACCCGAAUCAACAAUUUUCUCUCACAAACAAUGACUAAAGCCAAUGCUUCAUCAAAUAUCAUUAAAGAAGUUUUAGAGGGAGAAUAUCCUAAAAUUCUUCGCCUUUUCACCGAAGUCUGGAAAAGAUUAUCUCGAGAUGACAAAGAUAUCAAUUUGGAGUCUAUGAUGAGAUCAGUUUUGCAUCCUUUUGAAAGUGCUUACCUUUCCAGGUCGCUUUCUCUGCUUUUUGAUGCAGUCAAUAUAAUUUUUAUGGAUACUAAGGAAAGUUUAACAUCAUCUUCAAAUUCAUUAACCAAUGUCCGUGAGGUUAGUCUGCCUACUAAAGAAGACAUUGAUUCGCUAGUCAAAACUCUUUCUGCCGAGAUGAAUGUCGCUAACUUAGAUCCAGAAUUGAGUCAAGCUGUUGCUAAAAAUAUUGGUAAAUCUGUCCAAAUGUUUCUUGUUAAGUGUGAAAAAUUAAUCUGUGUUGAAGGGGAUGCAACUCAAGUAAUUGGACCUGCCACCAAAUCACAGCAAUGCAAUGCUACCAUAGUUCAUCGUUUGGAGUUGUUUAAACAACAAAUGGAACAUUUAUUAUCUAACUGCGAGUCAAACGAAGAAUCAUUGAACAUUAUUCGCGGUUAUCUCAAUAAUUUAGAUAGUCUUAUUAUUAAUACUAUCGAUCCUCUCAUGAACUCUGCUCAAGACUCGAUUGAAGCCAUUAUAUUAACCAUCCAUAAUGAAGAUUUUUCAAACUCCGUAAACGGCCCUCCUCAAUGCUCACUCUAUAUGCGAGAACUCCAAGGAUUUAUUACAAGAGUUUACAGUGAUUAUUUUUCGCUGUUUCCUGACACUCCUGUAGUUCGUAAUAGGAUUCUAAAAGUUGCUGUACGAACCAUCGAUUUAUUUCUUCGCCACGCUACUUUGAUUCGACCUUUGACUCAAAAUGUCAAAAUGAGGUUGGCUGUUGACUUUGCUCAAUUAGAAGAAGCUUUAUCUACAUUCCACCAGCUGAUCGAUGAUCUUGGUAAACAUUAUCGUAUUCUUAGAGCAUUCAAGUUAUUACUUUUCCAUGAGCCAUCGUCAAUAGUCAAAUCUCAAGCAGUUGGUAAUCUUAUUCCAUAUUCAAUCGUUAUUCAAUUUUUAAUCUCAACACAUGGUCCACCCGAAAUGAAAUCCGCUCAUGAAAAUCGAGGAUGGUCUAUAACUAGGUAUUCAGCAUGGAUAGAUGAACACAGCGAUGAGGAGCAACGGCUAAUGCUCUUCAAAGAGACUUUGGAAUCUUAUGUGAUGGAAAUCAGACGGAAACAAGUAACGAAAUCUUUUCCUGAGGUAUACACUAUUAUAUUGGAUAUAUUACAAAAAGCUUUGGUGAAAAGUUAAUUUUCCCGGUGAAAUAAGCGUUACAUACCAUAAUUUAUAACUGCAUUGUUCCUCUUGAAAAUAUCUAAUGCUAAAGCUGCUAAAAAUGCAGGAUAACUGUCGUAUUUCUCCAAAUAAAGUUUGAUAAAAUUUGUUAAAUUUUUUGAAAAA